This is a messenger RNA of Anastrepha obliqua, 17177 nucleotides long. RefSeq lists its product as uncharacterized. The transcript has 29 exons. NCBI's taxonomy places the organism in Eukaryota, Metazoa, Arthropoda, Insecta, Diptera, Tephritidae. The coding region runs from base 52 to 13167 and encodes 4371 amino acids. The record is from RefSeq and is a predicted model, not a curated record. Gene Ontology annotation, cellular component: cytoplasm.
GCGAAAUAGUGUAUCUAUACUCUAUCGUUGUAGUAAAAGCAACUACAAAAUAUGGACAAAUCAAUGGUAAAUCAGUUCACUUCCUACGUAGAGCAGCUACGCAAUACGGAAUGCAGCCAAAAAGAGAAAAUUGCUUGCUUCCAGCACAUUGCCGAGUGUAUUAUGUCGCCCGGCCUUGCGGGUCACAUCAACUAUGCCACGCACAUCAAUAUGGCCACCACCGUACUACUACUGUUCUGUGAAGAUCUCGACCCUGUGGUGCGUAUGAACGCAGAGGAAAAUCUGAAUCGCAUAUUUCGUGCGUUGGAGAAGAGCCGUGUCAGCCGCAUACUGAUGGAUUUGUAUGGCGAGAUCAAGCGAAACGGCAAUCAACGCUCGUUGCGCAUUUGCUUGAACUUAUUCGCUUACUAUGCACCGCAGAUAAGAGAACGCAACAUCAAAUGGUAUGCGGUGCGUUUGUUGCCUUGUCUACAGACAAUUGCACAACGCAAAGAGUCACAGCUGUGUGAAACGUUAUGUGAAUAUGUGAAAAGCUUUGGAAAAUACUUGCAAAUGGGUCUGACAGAUACGGAAUCCUGUAAACUGUUCGAGGCUUUCAUGGCAAAUAUUGGCGUAGAGUGCGCCGUGAAGCGACGGUGCUCGGCGCAAAACUGCAUCAGUCUAAUUGAAAAUUCGCGAAAUAAAAGUUUAAUGGCCAAACAUGGACUAAGCAAAGCUUGCGAAUUCCUACUUUCUGAUCAGCAACAACACAAUGUAUUGGGCGUACUCGGGUUCCUGCGCUUGCUGCUACCAUUAAUCAUACAUGGAUUCCGCACUGAUUGUCCGGAUGAUUGCGAUGAUGGCCACAGCCCACAAACACACGUUGGAAUCAAUAAAAGCAAAGCAAACAGCUCCAUCAACACCGGCACUCAGCGAACGCACACACGUGCACAUACACACACGAAUACAACAAAGGUUGGUGGAAGCAAUGCACCAACAUCAUCAACGGCAAUCAACACUGAGUGCAGGCAAAUUAUUGAGAUUUUCGAUUAUUGUUUGCAUUUGUUGAACAUCAGCAGUGCUUCUCAACAUUCCAUCAUAAAUGCCGCACUUGAGGUCAUCAAUGCAGUACUGCAGGCACUCGAUGUGGCAAACAACAGCAUCAACGGCAGCAGCAGCAGCAGCAGCAACCAUGGCAACAAUAAUAAUAAUAGCAAAAAUAGCAGUAACAACAAACACGAUCUCGUAAAAAGUUUGCAAGCAGCUCUGUGUAAUCAACAAUUGCAACAUACCGAGUAUCUGCGGCGAAGGAAAUCAUUAAAGAAUCAAAUAUUCCAAUUGAGAAAUUAUGAAGUGUCAGCCACAGUGCCAAGUGAGAAGAUGGCACCAUCAGCAGCAGCGGCAGUGAAGUCAGAGCUGCCGACAGCCACAUGGCAAAAAAGGAGUGGAGGGGCUGCAGACAAACUCAUCACUGCAUUGGCUGGAACAGCCGUUGACAGCGAAGGUGAAGUUGUACUGCGAAGAGCACCAAACAUUCGAUAUGCAGGUCGCAGCGUCAGUGAAUGCGUUGUUGACGAAGAUGAUGAUGAGACGCAUAGAACCGCAUUGUCAACAGAUUUGGUUACCGUUGUGCAUACUGAUGCCGACGCCGAUGUCGUUAGAGGAGAUGUCUAUGCUGAUGGCGUUGUUGGUGUGCUUGUCGAUGUGGAUGACGAUGACUUUACAACAUUUUCGGAAAUAAAUGAACCACAACAGCUUAGAGCAUCAACGGCAGUUGCGAUGGUGCCAUCAUCGUACGCGCUCACAACAACAAUUGAUGUUGAUAAUCUGAUUGAUGCAAUCGAAGCGACGACAACAACGCCAAUGACAACAACGGAAGUCUCCGCUGCUCCCGCAAGCAGCAAUCCCACUAAUAUUAGCGCUAUGCACACAAAAAUGCAAGGCAUGCAACCGCAGAGCCAACAACAGCAGCAACAACAACAACAACGACAACCUUUAACCGCGCAGCAAUUGCUCGAGAGGCAGGUAGAACCGCAAAAUUUGCUUACUGCUCCCGCACAAAUUGAACCUGCUGGCGUUGGUGGCGGCGGUGAUGACAAAUCACAACAUUUGAGUGACAUCGACAAUGAAUCCUUCAAUAGCAUUGAUUUUGAUGCGGAAAUCACCAUAGCUGGCAUGAGCGGCGCAGGCAGCGGGGAUGGCUCGCCAACAGCAGGCAAUGCAGAGCGUACAAGCGGUGAAGCUGCUGCUGCUGCUGCCUCUACUACUACUUCUUCUGCCGUCGACAGUGCUGCCGGCAACAAAUUGAGCAGCAGCAGUGAUACAAUUGGCUCGUUCUUUAACAAUUUGAUUUCGAAUGCAGCUUCCGAGUCGAUGAGCAAACUGUUUCGCCCAUCGUCAGGAGCACGCGCCACACCUACAAAAAGCGCCGCAACCCCAACCAGUGAGAAGGUGGAUGUUGUCUCUACCAUGUCGGUGGUAGCGAGCAGUACUGCGCCCAUAGAUAGUAUUUCUUUGAUAUCAACAACUAGCAGUGGCAAUAAAGUGCAGGAUUCGAGUAUCUCCGCGGCGGCUGAUCCGCAAUCUGAUUCCGCGCACACGUACACACAAUCCAAUGCCAGCUCUUCGUUGGGCAUGCACGAUGAUACGGUAUCCACGGCAUUGUUGGUGGACACGAGUUUGCAUAGCGUGGGCGAAAUUGACACUGAGAUGGGUGGACAAAGCGAGAAGAAUGAAAUGGAGCGGCGCAUACCAAAUGUGAAUCCCUUUCUUAACGAGAAAUCGCAACUUCAGCAGGCUGCGCCGUUACAACCUUUGCUCACUCUCAAAAUAGGCACUCUUUUCGAGCAAUCCAUCAUACGCUACACGGCGCGCUUGAUCGCGGCACGCUUUCUGCUCACCGGCCAAGCGAAUGGCCUGCACAAUGACAUCCAAGUACGCAUCUCCAUCAAGAGUCUGUCGUUAUCUGUGCUGGCGCAGUGUGUGAGCGUCGACCCUGAAGUGCUGCAGCUUCCGUUGGAGAUCAGUGAGCGAGAGUUACUAGAAUUGCGCAAGCAGUCGCCAGUUCGAAAUGCCGCCGCCACUACACAAUCAUCUUCGAAAAGCUCGAGUGCCAGCGGCAGUCCGAGUAUGCCACAAAGCGACGACAGCGGCAGCGGCUAUAGUUCGAAUUUGGGUAAAGAUUAUGAGCAUUUGGAUGCGGUCGAUUUCGUCAAAAACAACCCGGUAAUCGUGGAUGCCGCAGCUGUUGGUGCCAACGAUUUGCCCGCCGAAUUGCAGCUACUCGAAAUCAAAGACGAUCAUUUUGGCAAAAGUACUUGCGACUAUUUUCUCCAUUCAACUCCGACUGAGCUAAGCAAAAGCGCCGAUCCGGUGCUAAUGUCACAACAAGUACGCGGCACGCCUAGUAAAACGGCCAAGCAGCAGCAGCAGAUGGAAAUCUUAUCAAAGUCGGAAAUUAUCGAAUCCAAGGCGCAACGGCGGCAACAUCAACAGCAGCAGCAGGAGCAACGAAAGCAAAGCCAGCCAUUGCCAUCUGCUUACCAAGUGACUGAAUCGGUGGAGGAUACUCCACCACAAAUGCUGCCUCCGCGUCCACCGAAACGUACUAAAUCUCAACGCAAAUCGAUAGCUGCCGCAACGGCCACUGUUGCUGCUUUGAUGCAAAUUGAUGAGCAUAUGAGCGGACGACCCUUGCCAGCGGUGCCACCACAGCACCAACAACAACUGACAGAUGUGCUGCUCUACUACAAUCACACUGACCCUAUGCUACGUGGUGGGGUGCAGCAGAUUAUCGGCGGAUUUUUGCGAGCGGUUGGGGGUAAGAAUGCGAACAUGCGAUUGGAGUUGAAUGUACAACAUCUACUGGCGGUGCUUGUGAGGGGCUUGCAGGACGAGAUACACACAGUGGUCAUACAGGCGUUGAAUGCAUUCGAGAAGAUAUUUCCGUAUGUGGUGUACAAAUAUUUGAUAUUGCCGACAGCGCAUCAACAGCACAAACUACAACAACAACAACAGCAACAGCGUGAUACAGCCAGCUCAGAAAGUUCGAUAGCUGGGUAUGUUGAAGCCGUUGAUAAGAGUGGCAGGAAAUGCCAUGCUAAUGCCGCUGGCCAAGUGCCACAACAGCAGCAGCAGCACCAACAGCAGCACAAAACUAACGAUGAAACAAAUUUCGGCUUUUACACACACGCCAGCAGCAAAUUGCCAGCAAUGGGUAAAUCAGCAACAACUGCUAAGACAUGUCCUCGAACGCUUUUCAACGAUAAUGAUGAGCUUAUAGCUGCACUUUUGAAUGAUUUUCAAUUGCAAUCGAAAUUGAAUCGCAACGGCUACGACUACAACUACGACAACGACAACGCAAAUGAUACCACUCAGCCGCAGACUGGCAUGACAGGCAAUACCACUAGUCCGGCGCACCCACUUCCGGUAACUGCCUUUCGCAUUUCGCCCAAAUUGCUGUUGAGUAAACUUCGUCUAUGUCACUACAACAAAUAUUGGUUAGUUCAAAAUAAAUACGCUGAAGUUAUUUCGAAUUUAAAUUAUGCUGCCCUACAUGCGGCAUGCAACGAUUGUCAUGGCUAUUGCUGUGGCACGGCGAUUGGCUGUGAAUGUGGCAUUGCUGCCGUGGUUGCUGAUGCUCGUGAAAAGGUAGGAAACGCCAGCGGCAGGAGCGGUAACUCCAACACUGAUAACAAUGCCUUUGAAGCCGCAUUGGGUGCCAGUCCAAAUGCUACCAAAGAUGACGCUUCAGCCAGUUCGGCCACUUCGGAUGCUGAGGAUGUGUCAUACAGCGAUUUGAAUGAUAGUGCCUGUAUUUACGAGUCUCAAUUCCUGGAUGAACUUUUGCAAUUGAUCGGCGACGAUGAUUUCCGUGUCAGAGAACAUGCCGCACUUUGCCUUUGUCGCUUCAUCAUACAAAAUGCAAAACGCCAACAACAAGUGCACUACAAAAGCAACAACAAUGCAUUCAGCUCAACUGUUCUGACAGGCGCAACAACGUCAACCAAUAAAAUCGGCAACCAAUAUCCGGACGCUGGGCCUUUUGGUAGCACUGAAGAUGGUGUUGGUGUUGGUGUUACUGGAGCUGCUGCUGUUGGCGACGACAAAUCGCUCUCGUCGGCCACCUAUGAAACUAAUUUCAAUUUGCUUUGGGAUUUUUUCGACUAUCGCCUGUUCAGCGGUCUGCCAUUGCCGUUACGUAAUUUAUUCAGAGCGAUGUCAACGCCGUCACUGCAGGCGACAACGGCGACAACAGCCACAGAAGUCACAGCAACAACAGCUAUAACGGCCGUAGAUGCUGGCGUUGAUUUUUCGGACGCGCUGCCACAACGCCAUCAAGCGGAAGAGGAGAAAUUGUUGGCCAAAGUUUUGUAUCGCAUGACAAAUAAACUGAUGGAGCUGGAGGAUAAAAAUGCACAGUUUGGCAUAAUUUACACAUUGAAAAUGUUGCUGCAAGAUUUCAAUUUCAUUGAUUACCAACGUGCAUGGAUGGAAUUUAAUUUCAUUGAAAUCUGCCAAAGAUUCUCCUAUUACAAUUAUUCAACGGCCGUGGACUUGGGCUGCCAGAAUGAUUUGAUUGAUGUUACCGGCAAAUUAAUGGCAGGCUACAUGCUCGCCUCCACGCUGACGUCAGAUCAACCGGAGCGGUCACUGCAACUACAAUUGGAUCAACUGUUGGUGCACGUCAUGAAGAUUCUCAAUAUCUACUAUCAUCUCAUUACCCAACAAAAGCCUCAACUAUUCGUGAAAGUGCAGAAGGGCGAUUUGUUCGCCAAUGCGAAGGAAUUGGCGCUGGUGCAAAGCGUUGGAUAUUUUGGAAGCGAUUACGUUUAUAUAAAACUUUACAACAUUUUAAGAAGUGCUAAUGACAGCUACAAGAUAACGAUAAAUCAAGAAUCCGGCAGGUUAUUAAUUUCGCUACUCCGGACGUGCCUCAACACUUUGAGUUUGUGCAUUGAAUUGCGCACACAUGCCACACCAGUGGCGACGGCAGGCACGCCUACUGGCCAAACACCGAGCCAUAGCAGACAGCGCGGCAAUAGCCCCGGCGGCGAUGGUGGUGGUGGUGGUGGUGCUGCUGCUGGCGGCAGCAGUCGUUCAGAUACUUCGCCAAGCGCCGGACAUACUUUUGGCGGUAGUACUAGCGGCGCUCCUGCAGUCUUCCCAUCUAACGCCAUUCUAAAAUUAAUUGAAGAAAUUCUCCAGUAUUUGAGCAAACUCGUAAAUUAUGCGCCCGACGAGUGCAUCGCAUGUCUGCGGCAACUGUUGAAAUAUUUAUUUGGCCAAAAUUAUGGCAACCAACAGCGAGACUAUUAUGCCACAUUCAUAAGACCGUAUUUUGUGGUGCGCAGCAAAGCACAACAGCUGCAGCUACACCUAAACCAGCAACGUAGUCUACAACAACAACAACAGCAGCAACAAAACCAAAAGUGGACAACAUAUAACAAACAACAGCAUCCCGCUGCACAGCAGGCCACGCCAGGCGGUGGUAGCAUCAGCAGCAGCAGCAACGAUCACCGUCAGGCAUUGACCAUGUUGCAUGCCAUAAAUUCCAAAGCGACAACAGCAACCUUAGCUUUUACGACUGCAACGGGAGUUGUGAGAUCAGUAGCAACAAUUGGCGGUCCAGCAAGCGCAUUGAGGGGCGUGGCAGGCGAUGGUUGGCCGACCCCAACAAUGACUUCGUCAACUGUCACACAUAAUGAGCCAAAUGUAAUUGGUACACAAGCAACUUAUGCCAAACAUGGCCAGCCGCACACUGACUUUGUGCAUGCCACUGUCAUGGCUGCUGCAAGUAGCGGCAUCAACAAUCAACCGCAUUUGACUGUGGCGGAAUAUUAUCGUUUGAUGGGCGAAUUAUUUUCGAGCGGCCUAAAUUCGCAAGCCUGGAAGUCGGAGCGUGCCAGCGAGUCUGUCAGGCAUAUUAAACUGUUUGAGCCGUUGGUAAUCUAUUGCCUCAUGCUUUUCCUCAAAUCGAAUGCACGUGUCCAAGCGCCCAUCCUGGAGUUGCUGUCCCAGUUGUUGGAACUCAAUGUCACUUACAGUGUGCUCGACUCGAAAAAUGUAAUAUUUGAUCAGAUUUUAAACAAUUUGGAUUUAAUUGAAAAUGGCAUUGUCAGGAAUGGCUCGGUCAUCAUUCCCCCUAUGAUCAAAUUCCUCAUACAGCUAACACAUAAAAGUGAUCGCAAACUCAUCACCAUUCCGAAAAUCAUCAGCAUCACCAACAGCCUACUGGCCAACAAUGCGGUGCUCGACUGUGCGGUGCUCGCACUCAAAUCGCUCUCCUACGAAAUCUUCUUCAUGCCACCCGUCGGCGGCAGUGCUGCACUCACCACCCUAGCUGACUAUCGUGCACCCUUUCAAAGUCCCGUCACACGCUCGCCCGUGCAACAGCGUCGACAUCCCGCCGAAGAUGCUGCCGCAGCAGCUGCAGCUGCUGAAGCGCUGCUGGCAAAUAGUCGCGAAUUGGAUACACAAAAGGAGGUGGUGUUGGGCAUGUUGGAGAAAUUUGUGGACGCCAAUGAGUUGCAACGUGUUGUUGCCUUGCUGUUGUUGCGCGAACGCAGCGCUCAACAAUUGGAUGAAGUCGCGCUUGCCAGGCGUGUGGAGGGUGUGGACGCUGAGGUGGAGCGGCAGAAGGCGGGUAGUGCUUUCGAAUCGACGCUGCUGCAGGACCCCAAUGUGGUUUAUGCUUUGGUAUGCCGUUCUAUGUGUGAUGGUCGCUUGGACGUCGCAAAUUGGCAAGAAUUUCAUAUGCUCGAGUCGUGUUUCAAAAAUUAUAGCAAAUAUGUGUUGGCGGACAGCAAGAAUUUCCUGAUGUUGCUGAAACUAUUUUUGACAGAGGAUGUGGAGAACUUUUCCGCUUUGGCGCAUACAACGAUCAUCCUGGCAAAUGUAAUUCUUAAAACUGAGGAAAUUUAUUUAGUAAAUCACAUCAAACUUUAUUUGAAAAACCAUCCGGCGGCGGAGGAGCGUGAACGUGAGCGCAGCCGAAGCCAGCAGCAACAACAACAGCGGCAACAGCGCACCGCACAUUGGCUGCUCGACGACGGCCCAUCGACAUCUUCGGCAGCGGCGCGUGCAGCCGCCACAGCCUCCGGCACCGGACUUGGUGGACCUGCGUCGAGUGGCAGCAUAAGUGAAAUUAACUAUUUCGCAAAAGUUUUGUGCGAGAAGCUGGAGAAUUGUCUCGACACCGUCACUGCCAACGCCGCCACCUCCAGCGCCUGUGGUGAUGUGGCCUACUAUCACUUGGCUUGCCGUUUCGUAGCCGCUUUGCAUGAGGUCUGCUGUCGUUCUCGCCACAAGGACGCGUUGCAAUCAGUUUUUCGUUUAGUGUUGGCCGAAUCGGCAUUGCUCGAUAAGUACUGUAACUUCCUAACGAUGGUACAGUGGCAGAGGAGUGACGAAGAGCGCGAUGAUGAUGGUAAUACAGCUGUCAUAGAAGGCUUUGUUGUUGGUGGCACUGCUGAUAUGUCGUCGUCGUCGUCGCCGUCGUCGACGCAGGCGGUGCAGCUGCAGUUGGAAGUCUUGAAACUUUUGUCGGCCAUGAAAUUGUUAGAUCCGGUUGUGAUGUUGCAAAUACUAAAACAACAAAAACAUUGCGUAGAGCGGCAACAACUACAACAGCCACAUAAAUGGCAAGUGGCAGCAAAUAAAGAGCGACUGAAGUGGUGCGCCAACAUGCAGAGGACACUUCUGAGUGAAAUUUGCCAGCAAAAUCCUGAUGCGCGCAACUGGACGGUGCAACAAGUGCGGCAACUGUUGGAUGCGGGCGGAGCAGCCGUUGUGAAUUUCCUAAUUACGGAGAAUUUUGUGUUCGUCAGCGAUUUGUGCGAAAUGGCAGCGGCUGCGGCAACGGCAUCAGCUACAACAACGACAACAAAGGCGCAGGCCCCAGCGGACGCAGCCGGCGAGUUGGGCGCUUUAUGGUUGCGUGUGUUGCUGCAACAUGCAAAUGCGCUCAACAAGCAUACAAUACGCGCACUGCCACCUUUGCUGCUCCGCUUGUGCAACACAGCGAUUAGUGGAAUUGCUGCGCAGAAAUGUAAUCUGGAAUUUACGCUGCUUAGUUUGCAGCUACUGCAACGUCUACAUGCACGCUGUGGCACACGGGCGCGCGCAUUGCAGGUGCGUUUGGAGCGUUUGGCGCGUCGCCUUGUGAUUAACUGCAGCGUGGCGCCCCUCAAAAGGCCACAGUUGUUGAGGCAAUUGACGGAAUUGGCUGGGGAGCAGUCAUCGGUGGAAACAGGCAGCUCAACGACUUUCUGGCAGCAAUUGUUGUUGGACACUCAAGAAUGCACACCGGCUGUUGCUGAGCCAUUAGCAGAGCAGCAGCAACAGCAGCAGCAGCAGCGCAUAAUUGACGAGAAGUGGCUGUUGAGUCAGUUAAUUAAAUUCUCCGCACAAUCCGACUAUGGAGUCCAACACCUUUCACGUAUCUUGCUAGAGAUACAAUCCGAGCAAAAGCUCUGCAAGAUAUUUGACAACAGCGAGUUCGCAGUGGCGCGUGUGCUACGACAUGCAAUCGCCAGCUCAAUGCAAGCGAUGCUGGCAACCUUCCGCAACAACUGCAUUCAACAUAAUCCACACAUUCACUACAUGCAACCGAAUCCAUUAGUGCGCGUUACAUGCACCGUCUUGAUGACACGCAUUAGUGCGAAAAUUGCCGCAGACAAUAAGAGUAACCAGAACAUAGCACCGAUAAUGCCAACAAUUGUGGCAGCGCAGGGGGCAGGUGUUUCGUCAGAGCGGACGGCUAUCGAGACUGUGGAAUGUGUGUCGGACGACGAUGGUGGUGGGCUUUACCUAUGCCAUGCUGUUGUCACCUUCUUGGAGUGCAUAAAGAAGGUGGAGCACGGCGCGUUGCUGUACAUUGAGUCGAAAUUCAUCGAUAAAUUUGUGCGCGAGCAGCUCUUGCGGCCGGAGCAUGUGGCAACGCUACUAGGCUUCUUGGACUGGUGUUGCGGGCGCGCCCAGCAACUUCUACAGCAGCAGCACCAACACCUCCACCGAGCACACUCACAAAAUACACGCACUUUAUUGCAGUGCAUUGGCGCGUUGCUGCAACAACGCUUCAUUUGGACGGAACUUAAUCAAAUGGAAAAACCAACUGCCGCACCGAUCACCCCAGCCACGACUGCUGCGAAUGCAGUCAUUAACACUGCAACAUUUGGUAGCGUAUUAUCGGUGCAGACACGCAAUUUGUUGUUGUGCCGUGUGCUGCAUGUCUUGGUGUUGGCCGCCAGGCAGACGCUGCAACACACAAUCUUCUAUAAACAUUACAAGCAGGCAAGUGGUGCUGGCGUAAGCAGUCGUGGAGGCGCUGAUGACGAAAAAUCCAUAGAGAGCGAAGCCCAAGAUAUCUUCAAUAAUUUAGGUACAGCCGCGGCGGCAGCAGAGUUGGAAAGCACUUUGCAAGCAGGCAACGAAGCAGACGUGAAUGAUGCUGCUGUUGGACGCUUGUUGCAAGCGUACGCCCCACAGGCGGUUUUCAUAGCGAAAUUGAUAGAGUUGCGUGCCGAAGAGUCAACAAAUGGCGGUGAGCGUCUCUCAACCGCCUAUCUCUCUGGCAGUGCGGGCAAAGGCGGGGCGCUGAGUGGUGGCGGCGGUGGUGCGAUGGGCGUUGGUGGCGGUAGCAGCAUGGCUAUGGCGACGGGUGGUGCGAGUACGUUUGGCGGUGCUGCAGGUAGCUGCGCUCAGGCUGAGUUCGAUAAUGGCGGCGGUGCGGGUGGCGCACAAAUACCAAUGCACAUUUUGGCGGCCAUUGGCAUCGCAGUGCUGCGCACGAACCAAUUCUACGCUUAUGCUGUGACACCAUUUGAAAUUUAUCAGCAACAACAACGUGAGCAACGGAUAGAGCAAUUGUCGCCAGCCAAACGCGCUGGUCAAGCGUCUAAAGCAACAUCCUCGGCGUCAGCGACGGUGGCAGCUGCGAGUGGUAAACUGCCAACGAUUCCUGUGGAGAGUCUCAGCGAUGUGGAUGUGUUGCGUAAAUUUGUUAAAAGAUUAUCAAUUUUUGGCUUUACCACACGUCAACAAUUCGAGGAGUAUUUUAUGACAUUCCUGCUAUUAAUCAAUAAAGUUUACGACGAGAAUAUGGUAGACGAACAAGAGCAAUUCCAAAUAAGAUCCACAUGCUUAGAAGCGAUUUUGGAACUUUUAAUUACAUAUAAAACUUUUCCAAUUGUGGGUAAUAAACUUUCGCAUUUUCAUCAUACGACACGGUGGACUCGCAUUAAUUGCAACAGUAUUAGCCUUAAAAAGUUGCAUAAAGUGCAGCUACUCGCCUCCGAGGCGAACGUCUUCUAUCAUCCCAAUCUGGAGCGCCAACUGCGCGCUGACUGCAGUGCCCGCUUGCGCGACUCUGUCAUUGGCACCAGCCAAUUUAGAGUUAAUCAAUAUGAUUUGAAUUUUAUGUGGCAACAAAUGGAGGCGUACGCACAAAAUGUAACCAACAACAAUGCGAGUGAUGCGGAACUGCCAAGCGGUGACGUUGGUGUGACGGAGCGAAGGGCGCAAGAUAUUGCAAGCGGUGCGGCACGUCUUAACGAGGAUACAGCAACGAAAAAUUAUCGCUACUUCACAGCGCAAUCGGGCGUGGAUUUCAAGAGUAGCACACAGCUGAUUUUCGAUGUGCUAAUGCAGAUAAUUGAGCACAAUCACAUUUUGGUUUUACCAAAUCUGGUGAAGUUCACUGAAAUAUGCGAAAGUCGUGAUCAAAUCAAAUGGAUUAAGGAGAAAGCUUUAAAAUUGCAAGAGACAAUACCAAUGGACGACACAAUUUCACAUCAGCACUUAAUCUACUUACUGUGCAAAACGCAAGCAAUGCUGAUACCAACAAUCGGUGAAUUGCAACAAUUGUGCCAGCUCAUUGGCAAUUAUUUGAAGAGUUCUCACAUCUUCAUACGAAAUGCAACACUGGCUGGCCUACUCUGUCUGCUCGAAUGCUGCUCGAAGACCAACACCAGCAUUGGCAAGUUGAGUGAAGAGUUGGCUUUGCUGCGCGAGCUGAUUGUGAGCUACAUCAAUCGUCAUGGGAUUAUCGAUGUGAGCACCAUGCAAAACAGUGACACUCACACAAAAUUGGUUUGGACGCUCAAUUAUUGCCUCAUUGAAUGGACAUCGAAAUUUGUGCCACAAUGUCAUUUGCUGUCGAAUACAGUAAUAGCGGCAGGUAAUUUCCUGAGGAAGACCAGUAAUGAGGAUGUCUAUUUGUGUGUAUUGCAUGGACUUGAGCGCAUCGUAGUCAUCAGCAACACUGGCAAUGGCGGCACUAAUUCAGGGAACAAUCCGGCUGGUAUAUUAGGCCUUGGCAUAGUGACGCCACUGCUGCGCAACAAAAUCGAAAAAUUAGCAUUGGAAUUGAUAAAAUUGGAAAAUGAAAGAUUUUCGAUACCAGCACUACAGCUCUUGCUGUCCUGUAUGUAUGUGGGUUCGGCCAAGCAGCUGGAAAACACCGAGCUCUCAAAUGGCAUUGUCCAAGACGAACCGGAGAUAAUCGCCCAGCAGACCGAUAAAGUUGAUAUACUUCUACAUUGUAUUAAAUCAUCAACGCGUGAUGCCGCCUGGAUUUAUGGACAAGUGUUGUGCCAAAUUAUACGUGAUUUAGUGCCACCGAAUGAAAUAUUGACGAAGGUCAUAAAAGAGUUUCUAGCCAUAAAUCAACCGCAUUGCGAUGUUAUUGCAAUGAUUGUAUAUCAGGUUUUCCGUUGUGCCAUCGAUUCGACGUUCUUACAAAUGUUGCAAGACUGGCUCAUAUGCUCGUUGCCAACUUUUCUGGCCUUACCUGAACAAAAAGGUGUCUGGUGCCUGAGCGUCAUCUUUUUAUCCGCUUCCAUAAAUCUGCAUUUGAUUAAACUAUUUCCGGUGCUGCUAAGCACCGGUGCCUCGGCAGCUGCAGCAGCAGAAGCAGCAGCAGCAGUUCCAUCAACUGAUGCAGACGCGGGUGGUGGUGGUGGUGAUGGCGGUACAAAUGCUGUGGGAGCUGGUGGUCUUGCUAUUGCCGUUGGUGGUGGUAUUGGUGGAGAAUUUCAUAAAUUGGGUCAACAUGAAAUUGCAUUGUUCGUGACAGCUGCUGCAGAUUUUCAUGCGAAAUUGAGUGCGGAGCAGCGGAUGCGUUUCCGUGAUGCCUUUGAGAAAUUCCACAGGCAACCAGUUUAUGCCAAGCUGUUACAGAGUCUCUGAUUUAGCCACGCAUGGUGUCAACAGCCAAAUGAGUUGUUGUUGUUGUUACAGCAGCAACAGCAACAAUAAUAUAACAUUUUUAGGAAGAGUCUGAUGAGUUGUGGUGGGAGACGCUGAGAGAUGAACGAAAAGGCGCAUAGCUGGGCUGUUGUGGAUGUGUGCGUUCUUGCUGUUUGACUGCUCGCCGGCUUGGCUGUUGGCUGCUUGGCUGUUUUCAUUUAAUGGUCAAUAUAGACCGCACAGAUAAGCACUUCAGUUGCAACAAAGUUAAAGGUAUACAAGUGGGUUAAUUUGUUGUUGUUGCUUAUGUUUUUAUUCAUGUUAGUUUUAUGUGCUGCCCACGUGAUUUAUGAAGCAGUUGCUAAAUGAGUAAAUUCAUUAGUAAAACAAAUGCAGAUGUCCUCAUUUAGAAGAUGAAAUAUGAAAUAGAUUUAAGUUUAAAAUAGUCAAAAUUAAUUUAAGUCUGAGGUUAGGGUAGACAAUUGCAGACAUCUAAAGAGAAUUAGAGAAUUAUGUAUAUUAUGUAUUAUUAUUAGCUUGUUGUUGCUGUAGCAACAUAAGAUAUUUCCGAUAUAUUUUUUCGGAAUGCUGCUCGAUCGGAUUCUACAGUGGAUUUGGUAAAAACGAGUGGACCACAAGAAAUUAUCCAUUCGAUGCAUUAAUAUUUUAUCAAUUAAAAAAUUGUUUUUUUUUUUUUGGUAAAUUCUUCAGUCUCAUCUAUUCAUAGUCAUAUCUUUGUCAAUAAUUAAAAGCCUACUUUUCAACAUAGACCUCUGUUAAUUGCACCUAAGUCUUUUUCACGGCAUUUAACCCUGCGUCGGACAACUUUUUUAAAACCUUCUGUUGGGCACCCGGGUGGGUCAGUUUUCGUACUGUUCGAGGAUCCUAUUUAAGAAGUUAUAUCCAUGUAUUUAUAGAAAAUUAUAUUGGGUAGUCGAAAAAGUCUUUGCGUAUUUCUAAUCAAACUUCAACUCAUUUUUUUAUAUUUAUAAUGCACUUUAUUAAACCAAAUAUGUACUAUUUUGGUCGACCACCUUUUGCCAUUUUUCUUCUAGAGACAUUAUUCCAUCAGUGUAAAACUUUUGUACUUUCUCGGCGAAAAACUGCGACAAGUAAUUUUCACAGGCUUCUCUUGAAACCAACUUUACUCCAUUAAGGGAGUUCUGCAUUGACCGAAACAAAUGGUAGUCCGAUGGUGCAAGGUCAGGGCUAUAUGGUGGCUGCAUCAAAACUUCCCAGCCGAGCUCUCCCAGUUUUUGCCGAGCCAUCAAAGAUGUGUGUUGCCUAGCGUUGUCCUGAUGGAAGACGACCCCCUUUCUGCUGAUCAGUUCUGGUCGUUUUUUUCCAUUGCUUGCUUUAAUCUCAUCAGUUGUUGACAGUAAAGUGUAGAAUCAAUAGUUCGAGCAGGCUGGAGCAGUUCAUAGUGGAUGAUUCCUUUCCAAUCCCACCAAACACACAGCAUAACCUUUCGAGGCGUCAAUCCUGGCUUUGCGACCAUUUGUUGAGCUUCACUACCCUUGCACCAUGAUCUUUUUCACACAUUAUUGUCGUAUUUGAUCCACUUUUCGUCUCCUGUUACCAUUCGCUUCAGAAAUGGUUCGAUUUCAUGUCGUUUCAGAAAAGAAUCGCAGAUGUUAAUUCGGUCCAUUAAAUUUUUCACAGACAAUUCAUGUGGUACCCAAACAUCGAGCUUCUUUUCGUAACCAGCCUUUUUAAAAUGGUUCAAAACCAUUUGAUGGUGAAUGUUUAGUGCCUUGGCGAUGUCAUGGCAGCUUAUGUGACGGUCCUGGUCAAUCUUUUCCAUAAUUUCAUCGACUUUUUCAACGAUAGAUCGACCGGAGCGAGGUGCAUCUUUCACAUCGAAAUUUCCAGAACGGAACCGAGCGAACCAUUGUUGUGCUACACGAACUGAUACAGCAUCGUCUCCGUAAACUUCACAAAUUUCAUUGGUGGCUUGCGUGACAUUCUUCCCUUUUUUGUACAAAAAUUUCAAAACAUAGCGAAUUUCUUCAUUAUUUGCACUCAUUUUUGAACAGCAAUAACUUUUUUUCAACUUCUCGGAAUUUAAUUUUUUUGGUUAAAUGAAGCUUAAAAUGUCACCUUUCUAACACCAUAUGAUAUGACACAAUGUGAUUGGUAGCACUGGAGAUAGAUGACUCCAACGACAUCUAUUGACAAAAUACGAAAACACUUUUUCGACUACCCAAUAUUUUAGUAUCUACUAAUUCAUUCAUAUACUAAUUCAUUCAAAUUCCAAUAAUUCGAAUGGUGGAAUGGAAAGUUGGACAGUUUUUUGUGCGGGCUUGUCACGCUUGUAGUUCUGCAGCGUUUUAGACUGGGCUAUCACUCUUUAUGUAAAUUGCAUACAUAAUCGCUGAUCCAAUUCAUGAUUCCUGUAGUUAUAAUUCCGAUUAUUGGUUCUGGUCCCUGUGAGGUACCCGCUAAUCCACAGUUGGCCAAUUCAUCGGCAAUUUCAUUUCCUUUUCCCCACUAUAGCGACAUUAUUAAGCAGCAUAGAAGUUGACUCGGAUUUGCACGGAACGCAAAGUGAUGAUUUAUAUUUUCAAAGGAAUGCCACUUCCACUGCUGGUCCAUCGCUUAUUGCUCUGUGAAAAUCGUAUUGCAGGGAUCUAAAUAAGAAACUUUGCCGAAGGAACCAUACCUCUAAAACGAAUCCUGUCGAAAGCCUUUCGUACAAACGUUUAUUGGUGUUUUUAGAAGGCGCAGUUUUCACAUUAUUUCAUUUUUUAUACGCACGUUGAGUUUUCACAAUUGACUUCUUUUGUUGAAUGUAAGUUUCAACAGUUUGGGAGCGCUCGCGUGGCGUGUACUGUUCCAUGGUAAAAAUCUGUUGGACUGACGCUUCCAACGCGGUAUGUCAUUAAGCGAUCUGACGUCUCUGUCAAAAGAUACAGGGUUGCCAGAUGGGUCCGUCGAAUAUUGGCAACUCUGUAUAAGCACACUUGGAUAUGAAAAGUGCAUGGAGCUACAUCCGUGUGUUUCUUUAUGCACCCAAAUAUAUGUAUGCCUGAAUUUAGUCUCAAUGCUUAGUGGACAUAUGUUAUAUUAAACAUAUAUUUCGAUUUUGCGUGAUAAUAAAAAGGUAUUUGAAAUUUUUUUAGUCUUCAUAGUGGAAAUUAAACUUUGUCUCUUUGCUUUGACAUUAUCCAAUUGGUACCAAGUUUGAGCUAUGAUAUUUUUGGACACGUCAUUACCAAUUAAAGUGAUGAGACUGAAAAGCCGUUCAUUUGAUUUCUUAAGAAUCACCCUAGUACACAACUUUCUGAUAUACCCAGAAACCACAACUUUCUAAGGCCGGAGUCAGAUCAGAAUAUUUUACUUCACCCAUUAUUUAAUUUAAUUUCUAGGAUAUUUACGUAAAAUAUCUGUCUUGAUAUGCACUAGAACACCACGCAACAAAACAUUUUUUUUUAAUAACGGCGGGUAGUAAUUAACCUCAUGUGGCAGCUAGUGGGCUAGUGACUCAAAAUUUGGACUCAAACAUUUUCCAUCACUCCAUAGUUUUGAAGUAAUUCUACUCAAAGGAAAGUAAUAGAAAAGUGAAUAGAUAGGUUGGAGAAUAAGUGAUGUAUAAACAAACAAAAAAAAAUUUUUUUUAAGUAAACAAAAACUGCUCUUACGUCAGCUCAACAGCUGACAAAUUCUCUCGAGUAGUGAUUCCGCGCUAGGCGCCAACUUCUGUACUCUCUCAACUGUGAGUUCCUGAGCUACUCUGAGAUGUGUUAGACUGUAUGUUAAGCGUUAGUGUAUCAUUAGUAAGAACAGAAAUUUAACUUCACUCUGUGUAAAAUGUAUUUCAGAAAAUGUGCAGACGUUUUUAGGCAAAUUGUUAGAAAAUGCUUUGAGUUAUCAUGCCCACUGUUUUGGAAAAUAAGGUUUUCAGAAAUAAAAAAAAGUCCUUUGUGCUCAGCGUUUUCUUAGAAAAAUCAUUACUUCUCUAAUUAUUUCAAUAUCUUUUAGCGAAAAUAUCUUAAAAUCAAGCGAAUUUU